GUGUUAUUUGUUUAGUGUUUGAUUUAUGUUUAAUUCAAUUUUGUUUCUUUUGAAUUUGUUGGAUUUCAGUUUCAGCCUAGGAGGUGUUAAUUUAUUGAUGUAUGUUUAAUGCUUUUAUAUGACGUCUUUAGUAGGUGCCAUCUUUUGUAGAAUUAUUAAAUGCCAGUAUUGUAAAUACCAUAUUUUUAACGAAGUCUAUUGAUGGUUCAGAAUCAGUAGAUGGCGUCUCACAUAUCGUUUAAAAUUCGAAUUUAUUUAACCCUUUUGUCGAUACUUAUUACUCAUUGUAGUUAUUAGUCAUAUUAUAUUUCUGUUAGAUUGUUUAUAUUAUUAAAUAUAAUAUUAUACUAUUUGAAUUAGUAGCUUUAUUUUAUAUUAUUGUCGAUGACUGAUGAGUUGCUGUAUCCCCUGCAUUGAACAUAUAUAAUAUCAUUAUUCAUUGUAGAAACUAUAAAUAUAUUAAUUAAUUAAUUGUAUGAAAAAUAAUAGUUUGUUCAUGGUAUUACCAUUUAUUAAAUAUACAUAUAUGACCAAAUUUUAAUCAAUGAUAUUAGUAAUAGUGUAAUACUAUUUAAAAUGAAACACAAAAAUAAGUCUCUAAUCCCUAUUUUUCUAUUCUUCGAUAUUUUGGGAUCUCCCCGAUGACGGACGCUUUCGACAGCGAUCCUGUGGUGGGAGGGAAAAUAAAAUUGUGCUACAUAAUAUUGUACUGCGGUGCGGUCAUUCAUUGAUCAUUCGUCGAGCAGUCUAAUAAACAUGUCCACAAUAUUUUACAAUUAUAUAUAUGGCGGCGGUGGUGGCCGUGGUGGCCGUGGCGGCGGUGGUGGCCGUGGCGGCGGUGGUGGCCGUGGCGGCGGUGGUGGCCGUGGCGGCGGUGGUGGCCGUGGCGGCCGUGGCGGCGGUGGUGGCCGUGGUGGCGGUGGUGGCCGUGGUGGCCGUGGCGGCGCUAGUAAAAAAGUUAGGAGCAAGUGCAACAUAUGUUUGAAUAGGGGCCAUUAUGCUGCUGACUGCGCUUUAAAGCGCAGUCAGCAGCAUCAAACCGCCCCCCCGCCCCCCGCGGCCAAAGGAGCAGUGGCCGCAGCAGCAGCAGCAGCUGCAAAGGCGGCAGCGGCAGUGGCAGCGGCAGCAGUAGCCAAAGCCAAAUGGCUUGAGGCCGAGGCUGCUGCUGCUGCUGAAGCUGCAGCUGCUGAGGCUGCAGCUGCUGAGGCUGCUGCUGGCACUCCAAUGGAUGGCCAGGAAGAUGAUGCUACAGAAACAAUUCAGGAUAUGUUAGAAGAAAUUGAUGAAGACCUUUUCAAACUAUCAAAAGAUUAUUCUCUUGCUCAUUGUGUUGCUGAAGAUUUACGAAUGGGAGCCGGCAUAGCUGUUGAUUUCAAACGCAUCUUUGGUGGUGUUGGUAGACUAGUUGAUCAGAAAUUAAAAAUAGGAGAUGUAGGUAUAGUUCAACGUCAUGGUCAAUUUGCAUUUUAUUUGGUAACAAAAAAAUAUAGUAAUGGUAAACCAACAAUGAAUACAAUGGAAAAAGCUCUUCGUUCACUUUUAAUUAUAAUGAAAAAAAAUAAUCUAACAAAAUUAGGAAUUCCCAAAAUUGGAAGUGGAUUAGAUAAACUUCAUUGGUCUGAUACAAGAUUUCUAAUUGUUGAUAUAUUUUCUGGAUCUGGUAUUAACAUAACUGUAUGUAUGCCUUCAAAAUUAAUAGAUUCAAAAACACCACAGAGAUUAAAUGUUCACAUUACACCAUCUAAUUUAUGGGAGAUGGUAGCCGAAACCAUCAUUGUUGUAUUUAUUGAUUUAGAACAAGUAUGCAAAAAGAAUUGGAAAGACGAUGUAGUUGAUAAAUUGGAUACUAAAUACCCCUUCAGAGAAAGUUUAUUAAAAGACAUUAAAAAUAAGAAGUUUGAACCUGGUGCCAUAGCAAAAUACAUUGUUAAUAAUGAAGUGAUAAUUUGUAUAUUUGUCACGCAAAAGGCAUUAUACAGUUCUUUAGAAGAUGGAUUUAAAUCCAUAGAUCAAACAUUUAAAUAUUUUAAGUAUUUGGCUAUUCAAAGUGGCCCUAUUGAACUUAGUGAUAACUUUGAACAUAUAUCAUGGAUAGUAUUAAUAUUCCGAUCAAUUAGUCACUCUUGUGAAUUAUGGUUAUGCGGUGAUGUCAAUCAAACAAGUGUCACAUAUUAUGAUCAAUAUUGUAAAAGUGUACUUAGCUCUAUGAAUCAUACAUUUCAAAUAAGUUCUCCAGCUUAAAACAACUACAAAUAUAAUGAUAAUCGACAUACUAAAUUAAUAUUUAAUAUUUGUUCAAAUAAAUA
This is a messenger RNA of Aphis gossypii (cotton aphid), 2306 nucleotides long. RefSeq lists its product as uncharacterized. The coding region runs from base 757 to 2241 and encodes 494 amino acids. The record is from RefSeq and is a predicted model, not a curated record. NCBI's taxonomy places the organism in Eukaryota, Metazoa, Arthropoda, Insecta, Hemiptera, Aphididae. Gene Ontology annotation, biological process: peptidyl-glutamate ADP-deribosylation. The transcript is spliced from 8 exons.